Messenger RNA from Hansenula anomala, 801 nucleotides. It is a transcript of the gene STM1, whose product is annotated as Stm1p. The transcript is spliced from 2 exons. Bases 1 to 801 code for a protein of 266 amino acids. Lineage: Eukaryota; Fungi; Ascomycota; Saccharomycetes; Phaffomycetales; Wickerhamomycetaceae. The record is from RefSeq and is a predicted model, not a curated record.
AUGAGUAACCCAUUUGAACUUUUAGGUAACGACGUUGAAGAAGUCGACUCCAGAGCUCCAAGAGAAGUUGUCAAGAAGACAACCUCUUCAAAGAAAUCUGAUGUUCCACCACCAUCAGCUAACAAAGACCGUGCCAACAAAAACCGUCCUCAAGCUACUGGUAAUGAAGCUGCUUACAAAGAUGGUAAAGCUGGUAGAGCUGCCAACAAAGCUAAAGGUGUUGAAGAACCAAAAGCUUCUAAAAAACCAGUUAAAGGUGGUAAAACUGACCGUCACUCAAAGACCGGUAAAUCAGACACUCAAAAAAGAGUUAAACAAGCUGGUUGGACCGCUGAUGGUGAAGGUGAAUUAGAAAAUGAAUUAGAAGGUGCUGAAGAUGCUGCUGAAGAAUUAAAAGAAGAUUCUGAAGACAAACCAGCCAAAAAAUCUUUACAAGAUUACUUGAAAGAAAAAGAAGCUUCAACUAUCGGUGCUGCUCGUGAAAUUAGAAAAGUUGAAUCUGCUGGUGAUGAUGAAGUUUUAGUUAAAGAACAAGAAUCAUUCAUUGCUCCAACCAAAACUAAAAACGUUAAAUCAAAAGCUUUGAAAAACAAAACCUUUUUAGAUUUUGAUGCCACUUUUGCUGAUGACUUACCAAAACCAACUUCAACCAGAGGUAGAGGUAACAACACCAGAGGUAGAGGUAGCAACACCAGAGGCAGAGGUAAUGCCAGAGGUGGUAGAGCCCCAAGAGGUGGUAAAGCUCCAAAAGCUGAUGCACCAUCCAUCAACGAUGAAGCUAACUUCCCAUCAUUAGCUUAA